CUUGUUAACCCUCUUGCACUUGUGCCAAUUUGCGAGCAGGAACUUGUGGACAUGGUAGCUCUGAAUCCUGGCCUGCAUGUCGUUUAUGAUCCUACGUUCCUUCCAGAGUCUUCUGUCAGGGUGUGUUAUCGAGAAUUCCCCUACUACGUACAUCUCUCUCCCGCCUUCUGUCAACUAGCCAUGCGUCAGGUCCCCCGAUCACCAUUGACAAUCCAAACACAGCCCUAUCAAGAGAUCCUGUCUCACCCAGGCUGGGCCCUCCAUCAUACCAGCCCACCUGCCAGUAAUCGAGAAAGGAAAUUCGCCCGUGCUAGUUGUCACUUCAAUGCGUUAGCAAUGAUUUUAUGGCUGGUUAAGGGUAUGACCUGGAAACUGCAUUCUCAUUGCACGGACUCGUAA
Rasamsonia emersonii CBS 393.64 is the source of this 399-nucleotide messenger RNA. RefSeq lists its product as uncharacterized. Lineage: Eukaryota; Fungi; Ascomycota; Eurotiomycetes; Eurotiales; Trichocomaceae. The transcript has a single exon. The record is from RefSeq and is a predicted model, not a curated record. The annotation marks the transcript as partial.